This is a messenger RNA of Geodia barretti, 297 nucleotides long. NCBI's taxonomy places the organism in Eukaryota, Metazoa, Porifera, Demospongiae, Tetractinellida, Geodiidae. The record is from the annotation of a GenBank genome assembly.
AUGGCCGACCCGAGGCAGCACCCGUGGGCGGAGUGGAUGGACCCCGUCGCCCAUGCCGAGGGCACGGUGAUGCCCGGCACCCCCAACCGCUGGUCGGGGCAGCGUCAGCAGCAGCCGUGGGUGCCGCUGCAGAUAGCGCUGGUCGCGGAGGUCAAGUACGAGGCCAUGCUCAACGGCCGCUUCCGGGGCACCACCCGAUUCGUGCGCUGGCGCCCCGACCGCACCCCCGACUCCUGCCGCUUCGACCAGGUCGAGGUGCCCGCCGCCAUGGGCCUAGGCGAGGUCCUCUCCGCCUAG